Rotaria sordida is the source of this 1089-nucleotide messenger RNA. NCBI's taxonomy places the organism in Eukaryota, Metazoa, Rotifera, Eurotatoria, Philodinida, Philodinidae. The record is from the annotation of a GenBank genome assembly.
AUGAAUAUUCAAGGUUCAAAUUUCAUGGUGAAAGGAAUAGCAUUUACCAGAGGUUCAAGAGGAAUUCGUGUCGGGCCGGCUGUUACAACUAAUGGAAUUUUCGACAAUAUUUACAUUUACAAUACCACUGGAACAGCAUUUUCAGCCAAUGAUGCUGGCAAUGAAUAUGUUAAUAUAACAUUACGAAAUAGUGAAAUAACAAAUACAAAUGCUAUGAGUCCUACAACGGGUGAAUGUGUUUAUCUCGGAUGUUCCAACGAUGGAUGUCGAGUUCGUGAUUCUAUCAUCGACCAUAACUACUGUCAUGAUACACUUGGUUCAUCAGAAGGAUCACGAGCUGGAUUCCAAGUCAAAUCUGGUUCAUACAAUGUUAUUAUUCGUAAUAAUGUUUGUUAUAAUGUAGUUGGGCCCUGUAUUAUUGUUUAUGAUGAUUAUGAUCGUGGACGACAUUUGAUUGAUGGAAAUUUGGCAAUCAAUGCUGGAACAGGUGACCUCGGAAUACAAUGUACAUCUGGAACGACAAUCACUAAUAAUAUUGUGAUUAAUGCCAAUCUUGCUGGAAUUGGCGUCAUACAGAAUUCAAUUAACCCUGCUAAAAAUUAUAUUCGAAAUAUAACGAUUAGUCGAAAUACUGUUUACAUGUCGCAAUUGGAUGCAUGUCUUCGUUUAAACGGUGUUACAAAUAAUAAUAUUAUAAUAUCCAACAAUGUACUAUACUGUAGAAAUCAACCAUCAAUCAAAGCUACAAAUGAUUUAACAGGUGCUUCGAUUUACAAUAAUGCUGUCAAUGGUUCUAUUAAUGCUGCAGGCAUUCCACAAAAUGGAACGUUCAUGGUCUCCAACAAUGUCUUCUCCGAUGCUGCAGCCAGGAACUUUUAUCCAGCAGUAGGAUCUCCGUUGAUCAAUGCAGGUGCGAAUCCAUUGCAACAAGCUCUUUAUGAUUACAAUGGAAUGACGCGAUCCAACACAAUACCAACAGUUGGUGCAUAUGAAUAUUCUACUACAAAUAAUCCCGGCUGUGCAACAACAAACAGUUUUAAAUGCGGCUUAUCCACAGCUGCUGUACCAGAAUAUCCUCUAAUCCCUUGA